Messenger RNA from Amblyraja radiata (thorny skate), 711 nucleotides. Its product is annotated as gastrula zinc finger protein XlCGF7.1-like. Lineage: Eukaryota; Metazoa; Chordata; Chondrichthyes; Rajiformes; Rajidae. The record is from RefSeq and is a predicted model, not a curated record. Bases 1 to 711 code for a protein of 236 amino acids. The transcript has a single exon.
AUGUUCAGCCUGGAGGAACACAGGGACGCUUACACCACGGAGAAGCCGUGGAAGUGUGGGGACUGCGGGAAGGGAUUUAAUUACCCGUCGCAGCUGGAAACGCACCGGCGCAGCCACACGGGGGAGAGGCCGUUCAUCUGCUCCCUGUGCGGAAAGGGCUUCACCAAGUCGUCCGGCCUGGUGACGCAUCAGCGGAUUCACACGGGGGAGAGGCCGUUCACCUGCCCUCUGUGCGGGAAGAGAUUCACGGAGCUCUCCAAGCUGCAGGCCCACCGGCGGGUCCACACCGAGGAACGGCCCUUCCAAUGCCCCGAGUGCGACAAGAAGUACAAGAGCAAGAAGGACCUGCUGACCCACCAGCACACCCACACGGGCGAGAGGCCGUUCACUUGCUCCGCGUGUGGGAAGCGGUUCACCUGGUCGUCCAACCUGCUGCGGCACCAGCUGGUCCACGCCGACGACAGACCAUUCCGCUGCUCCGCCUGCGAAAAGAGCUUCAAGACGGCGAGGGAGCUGCUGACCCACCAGCUCGUCCACACCGACCGCAGGCCCUUCCAGUGCGGUGUGUGCGGGAAGAGCUCCAAGAGCAAGCCGGACCUGCUGAAACACCAGCGCACUCACACCGGGGAGAGGCCGUUCACCUGCUCCGUGUGUGGCAAGGGAUUCACCCGCUCCUCCGACCAGCUUAGACACGAGCGGGUGCACUCGUGA